AUGCCAUACAGUGUUGUUAUUGGCGGUGGUCUGCCCCAUAUUUCGACAGCCAAUUGGUAUACGAGUUCAUCACAACGCAUCGGUCUAUUUCAUAAUUGCAAUGCGACAAUACCAAACACGGGCAAAUGUGUGAAAAAUAUCUUCCAAAAUACAAAUAAAUAUUCCAAUGAUGCCGCCCACAAUUAUCAAGUGGCAUUCAGUAAACGCUUUCGUGCAAGUGGACCAUUGGCUAUUGUCGCUGUAAUACUUCAGAUGACUGCAAUUGCUCUAAGCAUUUAUAGUUCAGUACUUUCCCUACCAGGUUCAUCGUUGACAUGUUGGAUAUUGCCUGGUGUGCAGUUUGUGAUAUCACUGUUUAUGUUAGCUACAAUAGCUGAAGCAUCACAUGGUAUCAAUCUGAAUGGUGAUAGUUCAAUUAUUUAUGAAUCAGCAUUUGUGCUCACAAUAUCAUCAACACUACUGGCAUUAAUGGCAGCCGAUAGAAUUUAUAGAUUAAGUAUAUAA
Messenger RNA from Didymodactylos carnosus, 504 nucleotides. NCBI's taxonomy places the organism in Eukaryota, Metazoa, Rotifera, Eurotatoria, Philodinida, Philodinidae. The record is from the annotation of a GenBank genome assembly.